Messenger RNA from Wickerhamiella sorbophila, 1224 nucleotides. RefSeq names its product Short/branched chain specific acyl-CoA dehydrogenase, mitochondrial. NCBI's taxonomy places the organism in Eukaryota, Fungi, Ascomycota, Dipodascomycetes, Dipodascales, Trichomonascaceae. Gene Ontology annotation, cellular component: mitochondrion. The transcript has a single exon. The coding region runs from base 1 to 1224 and encodes 407 amino acids. The record is from RefSeq and is a predicted model, not a curated record. Gene Ontology annotation, molecular function: flavin adenine dinucleotide binding; acyl-CoA dehydrogenase activity.
AUGCUGAGAACAGCCACACGCCAUGCUUUGCGCCAAGCUUCUCUGCGUACGCUUCCCCGCGUUGCACAGCGGACCAUUUCUUCUUUGAAUAACUUCACCGAGGACGAGCAGAUGUUCCGGGAGGCUGUCUCCAAGUUCGCCAAUGAGGUUGUUGCGCCCAAAGUACGCGAAAUGGACGAGAACGAGAACAUGGAUAAGGAAGUUAUCGAUGCCAUGUUCGAGAACGGCCUUAUGGGUAUCGAGACACCUGAGGAGCUGGGCGGCGCUGGUGCUUCUUUCACCUCCGCCAUUCUGGUUGUUGAGGAGCUCGCGAAGGUUGAUCCUUCUGUCUCCGUUAUGAAUGACGUUCACAACACCCUCGUCAACACAUGCAUCCGCACAUGGGGCUCCAAGGAUCUGAAGGAGCGGUACCUGCCCGGCAUGGCGGAGAACCGUUUGGGCUCGUUUGCUCUCUCUGAGGCAGGCUCGGGGUCCGAUGCCUUCGCUUUGAAGACUCGUGCUGAGCCUAAGGGUGACGGUUACGUUCUCAAUGGCUCCAAAAUGUGGAUCACCAACUCUUAUGAGGCUGAUGUGUUCAUUGUUUUUGCUACCGUUGAUCCCUCCAAGGGGUACAAGGGUAUUACUGCCUUUGUCGUUGACAAGGACAUGGGUAUCAAGAUUGCCAAGAAAGAGAAGAAGCUGGGUAUCCGCGCCUCUUCUACCUGCGUCAUCAACCUCGACGAUGUCUACGUCCCUAAGGAGAACGUUUUGGGCGAGGUCGGUAAGGGCUACAAGAUCGCUAUCGAGUGCUUGAACGAGGGCCGUAUCGGCAUUGGUGCUCAGAUGCUUGGUCUUGCAGAGGGUGCCUUCACGAAGGCCACCAACUACUGCUUCCACGACCGCAAGCAGUUUGGCCAGUACAUUGGCGAAUUCCAGGGCAUGCAGUUCCAAUUCGGUCAGAUUGCCACUGAGAUCGAGGCUGCUCGUUUGCUGCUCUACAAUGCCGCCCGUUUGAAGGAGGAGGGCCACAACUUCACUAAGGAGGCUGCUAUGGCUAAGCUCUACUGCUCCCAGAUCGCUCAGAAGUCUGCCUCUGCUGCCGUCGACUGGAUGGGCGGUGUGGGCUUCACCCGCGAGGAGACUCUCGAGAAGUUCUACCGUGAUUCUAAGAUCGGUACUAUCUAUGAGGGUACUUCCAACAUCCAAUUGCAAACCAUUGCCAAGUUGAUCCAAAAGGGCCACUAA